AUGCCGUAUUUGGCAGAGUUCCGUGGAGAACAGCUAGAUGCACUCCAAGCGGAAUUUGUUGUUAAAAAGUGUAAAAGUGACUUCCGUAAGAGGCUUUUGGAUAGGGCGGCGGUUAUUCAGAAAAGGUUAGAAGAGGAACAAGAGGCAUUGAAAAAACGGCGUGCUCAAAUUCAACGUCGCGGUGGUCCUGAAGUUCAGCAAGGGAGAGCUGAAUCUGAUUUCGAACAGUACCAAACUUUGGCUAUGUUCCGGUAA
Perkinsus marinus ATCC 50983 is the source of this 255-nucleotide messenger RNA. RefSeq lists its product as hypothetical. The transcript has 3 exons. Lineage: Eukaryota; Perkinsozoa; Perkinsida; Perkinsidae. The record is from RefSeq and is a predicted model, not a curated record. The coding region runs from base 1 to 255 and encodes 84 amino acids.